GCUCUGCGGGAACACCCGAAGAUCUGAUAAAAUGAUUCUACAGCUUUUCAAUUCCUACUUCCUUCUAGCCCUCUCCAUUCUCUCAUUCGCCACUGCGGUCCCGGUUCCAGACCCCUAUAACGAUGAUGAAAUAUCCGUAUACAUCGUCCCUGGCAACAGAACCUUCCCAGAAGGCAUCGCCCGCCAGCUCAAUUCGCCAUACUUCUAUGUCGGCAGCGUUAUAAAUGGGGACAUCUACCGCGGCAGCGUCCACGAGGAACACCUCGUCCCCUUCCUAACCGGUUCAGCAUACAAUCUCACAGGCGCCGCGGGUAUGAAAAUCGACUGCAAGGACCGGCUGUACAUCGCCGGUGGCGGUUCCGGCACCCUCUUCGUCUUUGACUUACAUACGAAGAAACUGUUGCAUCGGUUUAGCAAUGGUUUCUCUGGUCAGAACCAAACACUUUUGAACGAUUUGGCUAUCGACGAAGCGGGGAACGUCUACGUUACCGAUACCGUCCAGCCCACGCUGUUCAGGAUCAAGGCUAGUGAGGUGGACAGUCCGACGGUGGAUCUGCCGUUGGAGAAGUGGAUAGAUCUGACGGGGGCCUUGGGGCCCGGUGCGAAUGGGAUUGUGGUUACCGAAGAUCAGAAGCAUUUGCUCGUCGCUGAUAUUUUUGCCGGGGAGAUAUGGAGGGUUGUUAUUUCUUCGAGGAAGGUUGACAAGGUCGAUAUUGCGGGAGGGUUGAUUGGAGCACCGGAUGGCCUGCUCAUCCGCCAUGACAUUUUGUACGCCGUUAACGCCCUUCCAGAGGUUGGCCAAUCCGUCCGGGUUAUCGAGAUGCACCCGGGGUACCUCUCUGGAACCCAGGUGAGGAGUAUAACUAGCGAGUUGCUUGAAAAGCCGUCGACAGCGGCUUUUGACGGGGAUGAUUUUCUGGUGGUCAAUUUUCAAUUUGAUGCUAUUCAGGGCCCAGCGCUACCGGUGCUACCCUUCACUGUCGUUAGGAUUCCAAUCGAGGGAUAA
Messenger RNA from Tuber melanosporum (Perigord truffle), 1006 nucleotides. RefSeq lists its product as uncharacterized. The transcript has 2 exons. Lineage: Eukaryota; Fungi; Ascomycota; Pezizomycetes; Pezizales; Tuberaceae. The record is from RefSeq and is a predicted model, not a curated record. The coding region runs from base 32 to 1006 and encodes 324 amino acids.